CACAACAAUUUAUAUAUUGAUGAUGUAAGGGGUAAAUCGAACACUAAUAUAAAAUAUCUUCAGUUAUAAAGAAUAGUGUCAGUUUGUGGUAUCAAUUACUCGCAGUAUUUUGCUAAUAUUAUUUAUAAUGGCAUCUACAUUGGGUUUUCAUGGAGCGAACAACAUCCACACUACUCUUCUCGACCCGUCCGAGAAACUUCGUCCGGAAGCCGUGUAUGCGGGAAAAUUGGAGAGUCAGUUCAGAAACUAUUCCGAAGAUCCAACCGAUCCAAUUAAAGAAAGAGUUCAGACCACUUAUUACAACAUGCAUACUAACCAGACUGUCGAUUUUGUACGAUCUCGUAUGAAUCACUGGCUUAAAUUUGAUAAAUUCAAAAUGACUGUAAAAGAAGCUUUAAUUAAAUUAAAUGACCUUGUGGAUGAAAGUGAUCCUGAUACGUCAUUACCAAACAUCAUUCACGCUUUUCAAACUGCCGAAUCAAUCAGAGAAAAACAUCCGGAUUUAGAUUGGUUUCAAUUGACUGGAUUAAUUCAUGACUUAGGCAAGGUAAUGGCAUUCUAUGGUGAACCACAAUGGGCUGUUGUUGGAGACACAUUUCCUGUUGGCUGUGCUUGGGCAGAUUCAAUAGUUUAUAGAGAUACGAGUUUUGAUAACAAUCCAGAUGGUAAAGACAAACGUUACAAUACUAAAUUAGGUAUGUACAAGGCUAAAUGUGGUAUUGACAACCUGAUGAUGUCUUGGGGACACGAUGAAUAUUUAUAUCGCGUACUCAAACAUAAUAACAGCACAAUACCAGAUGAAGGAUUAGCGAUGAUACGUUAUCACUCAUUUUAUCCAUGGCAUGCUGGUGGAGAUUACACUCAUUUUUGUACGGAGAAAGACAAUAGAAUGCUUAAAUGGAUUAGGGAAUUUAACAAACACGAUCUCUAUACUAAAAGUGAAAAUAUACCAGAUAUUGAAAAAUUUUGGCCUUACUAUGAAAAGUUGAUUGAUAAAUAUAUCCCUGGAAUUCUAGAGUGGUGAAGAAAACAAUGGAUGGUUUCACUUCAUUUUUAUAAAAAAAUAAAACAUCAAGAAAUGUAAACAAAUUUGUUUUUGUUAAAUUUUAUGUCUGCAGAAGUUAUAUCUGUUAUAACAACAUUGAUAAUAGUAGUAAAGAUUUGUUCAAGCUGAUAAUUAUACAACCACAGAGAUAAGAAAUUUAUGUAUAAAUAUAAUUGUUUAUUUACACUAUUGAUUAUUCGAACAAUUGAUUUUUUAUAUUCGUUAUUUUCAUAAUAAAGUAUAUCGAUUGUUUUACAUGAAA
Messenger RNA from Cotesia glomerata, 1307 nucleotides. RefSeq names its product inositol oxygenase (gene Miox). The record is from RefSeq and is a predicted model, not a curated record. Gene Ontology annotation, cellular component: cytoplasm. Bases 128 to 1024 code for a protein of 298 amino acids. The transcript is spliced from 6 exons. Gene Ontology annotation, biological process: inositol catabolic process. Gene Ontology annotation, molecular function: inositol oxygenase activity; iron ion binding. Lineage: Eukaryota; Metazoa; Arthropoda; Insecta; Hymenoptera; Braconidae.